AUACAGAUGAUGAUGAUUUAGACGCUCUUUACAGCACCAACACUGAGUCAGGUCAGUCACAAGAGAACCAAGUGCACCCAAUGGAUGUUCAAAUGGCUGUGUUUCACUGCUCUGACAGCUUCCUUAAACAGAAAAUGAUCACAAAGCUGUCACAGUGUCAGUAUGCCUUACCACUGCUGGUUCCUGAUCUUGUCACAACAAAUAUUGUAUGUCCUCUGUGGACGUUCAGACAGAUAACAAAAACAUGGAAAACAAGCACAACAAAAGAUAAUUCAACCACUGUCACCAUGAAGAGCAUGCCAGUCUACAACGCUGAGACUCCCAUGGUUUCAUUUUUCCGACUAGGCUCCAUGUCUUUGUCCAAAUCUCAGCUGAUGAACGCCUUGAUCAAUGACCGCCACAACACGUUCUUCCACAGAAACUGCCCAGGAAGCACCAAAUCUCGUCAUUUAAUGGAUGGUGUGGCAGAGAUUGCCUGGUACUGCCCUGCAGGAAAACCCAAUGAUUUCUUUUUGGACUGCAUUGCCUUCUGCAAUCUUCAUGGGGAUUCUCUAGCAAUUGUAAAGCAGCGUGAAAUACUCACUGAAAUGUCUUCUGUCAUUGUUGUUCUUGUACCAACUUUGGAAAAAAACCAUGAAAGUAGUGCAGUCAUUUCAAUGCUUUAUAAGUCUUCGAAGCCUCUGAUUAUUCUCAGUGCUGACAACGAGUGUAGUGCAGUAGAGAUGAAACCACAAAAAUACAAACUGGGUCUGAAAGAAAGAAGCCAGUCUGAUGUUCCUGAAGAACUAAAAAAGAUUAUAAGAAGCAUAUUGUCUAGACCCCAGACAUCCUUCCAGCUUAAAACUAUGGCUAAGGUCUCUGGAGUCAGAGUGGAUGAAGAUAUGGAGGUCUGCCAGAACGGGAAAUCUGCUGCCAUGGAACUAGUUAAAUUGAUUGAAAGGAUGGAUGUUUCUGAAAUAAAAGAGAAAUUUCUUCCCUGCCAAGGCCAACUUUGGUACGAGUGGUGCAAAAUCAAUAAAGAAUUAUAUCAUCUAAAGGGACACAUUGAGAAAGAAAUGGUCCAGAAGAGGCAACAGCUGAAAGAAAUACGACAGAAACAGUGCAACAUGUCCAAUAAUGAAAUGAUGAGAUUGUUCACUGAGAGCCUUGAGCGUUUGCCACCAAACGACAGAGAAUACUUCCUAAAAUGGACUCAGAUCCUGAUAGAUGCCCUCUCCAAAGAUGAUCUUUCUUCAAUUCUGCAAAGCUAUGAUGAAACAUGGUCAGAGGUCUUGGUUCUAAAGAACAAACAUGAAAAAUCUGCUCAAUUAAAUGAAAAACAAGCUGAGCUAGAACAUUUAUCAAAAAAGCUUCAAUCAGCAACAUUUGGUCUGGAACACCUUUUCAGAGAAAUGGGACAAAUCUAUGAAGCCCAUAAAUUUCUGGAGAGACCAUCACUGGGUCGACAGACUGAAUGGACUAAAUACCCUGAGCUGGCUGCAGAUCUGAUGAUAAAAGGACACCCAAUGGAGCUGAUGGAUGGUGAUGCAGGUCAUGUGCCUUUAUUAUGGAUCUCUAGUCUUUUAAAGGAAGUCAUCAAGAAAUUGGGUGACCAGAAAGUCUUUGUGUUGUCAGUUUUGGGUGUACAAAGCAGCGGAAAGUCAACGAUGUUGAACGCCAUGUUUGGAUUGCAGUUUGCAGUGAGUGCUGGGAGGUGCACCAAGGGUGCCUACAUGCAGCUGGUUAAGCUGUCAGAGGAAAUCAAGAAAGACUACAAGUUUGAGUAUGUUCUAGUUGUAGACACUGAAGGACUGCGUGCUCUUGAGUUAGCAGGUAAUGCUACCCUUCAUCAUGACAAUGAACUUGCAACAUUUGUUGUUGGUUUGGGAAACAUGACAUUGAUCAACAUCUUUGGUGAGAAUCCAGCUGACAUGCAAGAUGUCCUGCAGAUUGUUGUGCAGGCUUUCAUGAGGAUGAAGAAGGUAAAGCUUUCUCCAAGUUGUGUGUUUGUUCAUCAGAAUGUCACAGAUAUUUCAGCAGUAGAGAAAAACAUGGACGGAAAAAGACGCCUGCAGGAAAAACUGGACAAGAUGGCUCAACUGGCUGCCAAAGAGGAAGUGUGUGAUGUUGAGUGCUUCAGUGAUGUCAUUGCAUUUGAUGUGCAAAAAGACGUGAAAUACUUUGCUCAACUAUGGGAGGGAAGUCCACCAAUGGCUCCUCCAAAUCCAGGGUAUAGUGAGAGUGUCCAAGAACUGAAGGCAGUCAUCCUGUCUAAGGCCUCACACUCUACCGGGAUCCUUCUGUCACAUUUCAAUGCCAAAAUUCAGGACCUGUGGAACGCCUUGAUGAAUGAACACUUUGUUUUUAGCUUCAAAAACACCCUAGAAAUUGCAGUUUACAGAAAACUUGAAGCUCAGUAUGGGAACUGGACUUGGGCCCUGAGGAGUGAGAUGCUUAACAUUGAAAAUCAACUUUAUCCCAGAAUUGAAAAAGGUCAACUGGACAAAGUUGACAAAGUUUACCUUGAAAAACAAAUGAGCAAAAAAUAUACUGAAAUAACAAAAGCUAUUGUGGCUUAUUUCGAAGAUGACAAAGACAAAGAAAUGUUGGUUCAGUGGCGAAGUCGAUUUGAGAUCAAAAUCGACGAGUUUCAUGAGGAACUCGUUAGAGAUGUGAAAAGAAAACUGGAUGAACUUAUCCAGCAGAAUAAUGCUCGAAAAAAGUUUGACAACAAGAUGACAGAGUUUGAAAACAACCUGCUCCAGAAGAGCAAAGAGCUCGCUCACCUGUUAAAAUGCACUGAUGCAGAUGUAGAGGAACUAAAAGGACAGUUCAACACUGUUUGGAGUCUCUGGGUUAAGGAAUUAACGUCAGAUACAAAGCCCAUUGAGAACAUAAGCUUGGAUGAAGAUCAGUGUAAUGUCCUUGGAGGUCUUGGUGUUGAAUCUUCCUUCAUUAUUGAGUCAAAACAGUCCAAGAAAUACAAAAAUCUGUCAGAAACUGGAAACUACUGUUGUUAUAGAACCCCUAAGAAGUCUGAAAAACUCUACGAAGAGAGCCAACAAUCUCAGAAAAACAAGAAUAAAGCAGACAGAGACACAGGCAAACAAAGCAAAAUUUUUGACAUUGCCCGAAAAUUUAUGGGAAUGGCAUCAACAACACAACAAGAGCAACAACACAAAUCAAAGAAUUCAUUUCAGCACGAAGAACAGGAAAUGAUUAGAUUGUUCAUUAAUCAAGUUGAACAAGAAUGUCUGAAAGUUAUGAAGGACAAACCUGUUGCAACAAGAGGUUACUCAUCAACCUACUUGGAGGAACUUGCCAAACAUGUUAAACAGAGAGUCACAGAGUUUGAAUCAGGGAGGAAAUAUACCUUCAAGAAGGAGUUUACUGUUGAUCUUUUACUGUACGUGUUUGACAGAGCAGAAACUGUCUAUAACAAGACUGGGGUUGGUAUUGCUGGAGAGAUGGUGUGCAAUUUCUCAGCAUUCAGUGGGAACAGACUGAACUUAGAGAAACAUGUGUUGGCAUCUCUGGCAGAGAAAGAAGACUUCAACAGUUUCAUCACCUACAUCCGAAAUCCAAGGAAGCAAGUAGAGGCUUUUAUUAAAGAAGAAGUGGAGAAAUACAUGUUUGCUACACAGAAAGUGUUUUUUUCUCCUACUGAGGGCGUGACCGGCAGGUUCUGCGGCGCAGCUGUUACUCAUCAGCGAGCAAUCAGCCUGGGCUCAAAAGGAGUGGAUCUCCAGAAGGAGGCGUAA
Messenger RNA from Girardinichthys multiradiatus, 3740 nucleotides. RefSeq names its product interferon-induced very large GTPase 1-like. The record is from RefSeq and is a predicted model, not a curated record. NCBI's taxonomy places the organism in Eukaryota, Metazoa, Chordata, Actinopteri, Cyprinodontiformes, Goodeidae. The transcript has 3 exons. Gene Ontology annotation, molecular function: GTP binding. Bases 81 to 3740 code for a protein of 1219 amino acids.